Molecule: messenger RNA, 516 nt
Organism: Racocetra persica
Lineage: Eukaryota; Fungi; Glomeromycota; Glomeromycetes; Diversisporales; Gigasporaceae
Source: the annotation of a GenBank genome assembly
AAAGUUUUACAGAAGCCUGAUAAACGUGAAGUUAGUGAUAAUAUUGAGGCAACUCAAAGGAAAAGUAAAAGGAUCGAUGAUGGUUCAAGAAGCGAAAUAACCUUUAGUGAUGGGUUGACUUGCUUAAGUGAUUUUCCUGUGAUACGAAAUAUUGAAUCCUCUGUUUCCUCAACGGAAGAGACGCGGGACAACUUAACCGCAAUACCAGUCACGGUUGAAACAUCUCCAACACAAGAUGAUGCAUCCGAAUCUUCAAAAUCAUAUCCCAAGAAGUCACUUUUUGUCAAUACAAAAGUUAAUACAAAGAUACCAUCACAAAAUGCAUUCAAUACAGUAUGCGACACAGACUGGAAUAAGUUUAAAGUACCAGAACUAAAAGCAAAAUGUAAAGAACUUGGAUUACACGUUAGCGGUACAAAAAAAGUGCUGAUAGAACGAAUUUUAUCUUACUACCAUGUCGAUCCAAAUCAAACGAAAAAUGUUGAGAAAGUUUUACAGAAGCCUGAUAAACGUGAA